Messenger RNA from Xenopus tropicalis (tropical clawed frog), 4304 nucleotides. RefSeq names its product solute carrier family 4, sodium bicarbonate transporter, member 10 (gene slc4a10). Gene Ontology annotation, cellular component: plasma membrane; apical plasma membrane; basolateral plasma membrane. Gene Ontology annotation, biological process: monoatomic anion transmembrane transport; bicarbonate transport; transmembrane transport. Bases 355 to 3669 code for a protein of 1104 amino acids. The record is from RefSeq and is a predicted model, not a curated record. The transcript has 25 exons. NCBI's taxonomy places the organism in Eukaryota, Metazoa, Chordata, Amphibia, Anura, Pipidae. Gene Ontology annotation, molecular function: bicarbonate transmembrane transporter activity; monoatomic anion transmembrane transporter activity; secondary active transmembrane transporter activity.
GGUAUAAUCCCUGCUGAGUUGCUCUCUCUGCCCCUCAUUCACCACCCCAAUCCCAGCCAGUGCAGAACCCUAUGUGGGAGUGACACAGAGAAGACGCUGCACUCAGUCAGGGAACUGGGUUCGGACUGCAGUAGAACCAGUACCGCUCGUACCUCAUUGCCAGACCCCGGAGCCCCCAGAGGCGGCAGUACCAUGUGACUGGGAGGCUGAGGCUCGCAGGGUGUAAUUUCCUCCUACUCCAGCGCUACCUGACCGGAAUACUAAGCAGAGCGGAGCAGCGGGGAGAGGGAAGGAGACGCUGCAGAGAAGCCACAGUCAUUGCAGAAUCGGAAAAAGCCUGAGCCCUUCUGCAACAUGGAGAUCAAAGACCAAGGAGCACAAAUGGAACCCCUGCUGCCCACGAGAAAUGAUGAGGAGGCAGUGGUGGACAGAGGUGGAACUCGUUCUCUUCUGAAAACACAUUUUGAAAAAGAAGAUUUAGAAGGCCACAGAACAUUGUUCAUCGGAGUACAUGUUCCUCUUGGUGGGAGGAAAAGCCAUCGUCGUCACAGGCAUCGUGGACACAAACACAGGAAAAGAGAUAGGGAACGUGACUCUGGGCUAGAAGAUGGACGGGAAUCCCCUACCUACGACACACCAUCCCAAAGGGUCCAGUUCAUUCUUGGCACAGAGGAUGAUGAUGAAGAACACAUUCCCCAUGAUCUCUUCACUGAGCUGGAUGAGAUUUGCUUACGUGAAGGGGAUGAUGCAGAAUGGAGAGAGAUGGCAAGGUGGCUGAAGUUUGAAGAAGAUGUUGAAGAUGGUGGUGAAAGAUGGAGCAAGCCAUAUGUGGCCACACUGUCACUUCAUAGCUUAUUUGAGUUGAGGAGUUGUAUCCUACAUGGGACUGUUCUCCUGGACAUGAGAGCUAACACGUUAGAAGAAAUUGCAGAUAUGAUUCUUGACCAGCAAGUAGCCUCUGGGCAGCUAAGUGAAGAUGUCCGUCACAGAGUCCACGAGGCAUUACUGAAACAGCAUCACCAUCAAAAUCAGAAGAAAUUAAGCAAUAGAAUUCCAAUAGUCCGGUCAUUUGCCGAUAUCGGGAAAAAACAAUCAGAGCCACAUUCCAUGGAUAAAACUGGUCAGCUCGUGUCUCCGCAGUCUGCUCCCUCCUGCAUCGAACAUAAGAAUGAUGUGAGCAGAGAGAACAGCACCCUGGAUGUUACAAAGUUCGACUUACAUUUUAUGAAGAAGAUCCCUCCAGGAGCAGAAGCUUCCAAUAUCCUAGUUGGAGAACUGGAGUUUUUAGACCGAGCUAUCGUAGCCUUUGUUAGGCUUUCACCAGCAGUGCUGCUCUCGGGACUCACAGAAGUUCCUAUUCCUUCUAGGUUUUUAUUCAUACUUUUGGGACCGCUCGGGAAGGGACAGCAGUAUCAUGAGAUUGGAAGAUCAAUUGCGACUCUCAUGACAGAUGAGGUAUUUCAUGAUGUUGCUUACAAAGCUAAGGAUCGGAAUGACUUGGUUGCUGGGAUAGAUGAAUUUUUAGAUCAAGUCACUGUGCUUCCUCCAGGAGAGUGGGACCCUACUAUUCGAAUUGAGCCACCCAAGAAUGUGCCAUCUCAGGAAAAACGUAAAACUCCUGGGGUCCCAAAUGGGACAGCAGCAUUGGGCGAGCCAGAAGAACAUGGCGGCCAUAGUGGGCCAGAGUUAGAAAGAACUGGAAGGCUUUUUGGGGGACUGGUAUUAGAUGUCAAGAGGAAAGCUCCCUUCUUCUGGAGUGACUUCAAGGAUGCUUUCAGCUUACAAUGUUUGGCUUCAAUUUUGUUCCUUUACUGUGCUUGUAUGUCUCCUGUUAUCACGUUUGGAGGUCUUCUCGGAGAGGCAACUGAAGGUCGUAUAAGUGCAAUAGAAUCUCUGUUCGGAGCAUCAAUGACGGGGAUAGCCUUUUCCUUGUUCGGUGGACAGCCGCUAACAAUUUUGGGGAGCACAGGACCAGUACUAGUGUUUGAAAAAAUAUUAUUCAAGUUUUGCAAGGAUUAUGAUCUAUCGUACCUUUCGUUAAGGGCAAGCAUAGGUCUUUGGACAGCGUUUAAUUGCAUUUUCCUGGUCGCCACUGACGCAAGUUCUCUCGUGUGUUACAUUACCCGCUUUACAGAGGAAGCAUUUGCUGCUCUCAUCUGCAUCAUUUUCAUUUAUGAGGCCUUAGAAAAGCUGUUUCAUCUAGGUGAGACAUAUCCAAUCAACAUGAAUAAUAAUUUGGAACUUCUAACACAGUAUUCAUGUGGUUGCAUGGAACCAGAAAACCCCAGCAAUAAAACCCUGACUUAUUGGCAGUCAUCUAAUAUAACGGCUUCGGAAAUAUCUUGGAACAACCUAACUGUGGAUGCUUGCCAUAAAUUUCAUGGAGAUUUUGUCGGUAGAGCCUGCGGACAUGAAGGACCUUAUGUUCCUGAUGUGCUUUUCUGGUCGGUCAUCUUAUUCUUUGCAACUGUCAUAAUGUCAUCGACGCUGAAACAAUUCAAAACGAGCCGCUAUUUUCCAACAAAGGUGCGUUCCCACGUCAGUGACUUUGCUGUUUUUCUCACUAUUCUGACCAUGGUUUUAGUCGAUUUUUGCAUUGGAAUUCCAUCUCCCAAGCUGCAAGUCCCAAAUGAAUUCAAGCCCACAAGAGAUGAUCGUGGUUGGAUUGUUAACCCAUUAGGACGCAAUCCUUGGUGGACAGUGGUUGCUGCAAUCAUUCCAUCUUUACUAUGUACGAUUCUAAUCUUUAUGGACCAACAGAUUACUGCUGUCAUUAUCAACAGGAAAGAACACAAGUUAAAGAAAGGAUGCGGCUAUCACCUUGAUCUUUUGAUGGUGGGAAUCAUGCUCGGUGUAUGUUCUGUCAUGGGACUUCCGUGGUUUGUAGCUGCCACUGUCCUCUCCAUAACACAUGUCAACAGUCUGAAACUGGAGUCGGAGUGCUCAGCACCUGGAGAACAACCCAAGUUUUUGGGUAUCCGUGAGCAAAGAGUGACUGGGCUCAUGAUUUUUGUCCUAAUGGGCUCCUCUGUUUUCAUGACAAGGAUUUUGCAGUUUAUUCCCAUGCCAGUCCUCUAUGGAGUCUUUCUAUACAUGGGUUCCUCAUCACUAAAGGGAAUUCAGUUUUUCGAUCGGAUACUGCUCUACUGGAUGCCGGCAAAGCACCAGCCGGAUUUCAUCUACCUGAGACACGUUCCCCUCCGCAAGGUUCAUCUCUUUACCAUCAUUCAGCUGAGCUGUCUUAUACUUCUGUGGGUGAUUAAAGCUUCCCGGGCUGCCAUUGUGUUUCCAAUGAUGGUCUUAGCUUUGGUGUUUGUAAGGAAACUAAUGGACUUCUUUUUCACCAAACGGGAACUAAGCUGGCUCGAUGAUUUAAUGCCAGAAAGUAAGAAAAAGAAACUGGAAGAUGCUCAAAAAGAGGAAGAGCAAAGCAUGCUGGUAUUGGAAGAUGAGGUAACAGUGCAACUGCCACUUGAAGAGAAUUUCAGGGAGGACCCAUCAGCGAUAAACAUUUCUGAUGAGAUGGUAAAAACAUCUGUGUGGAAGACUCUGCUCAUAACUUCAGAGAGUUCAAAGAAUAAGGAAUCCAGCGUCCCCGCCAAAAGUUCUGAAAGCAAGAAAAAGAAAAAAGCCUCAGGGAAAGGAUUCGACAGGGAGACUUGUCUCUGACUUGCUCUUCAGUCUAUUUUUACAAGAAGAGGAGAAGAAUAAUCUUAUCGGUACUGGAUCGUUCAACUGGAAAUUGUCACAUCCUUUAGCAGUGCAAUAUAUUUCUAUUUUUGAAACAGAAGCAGUAGCCCCUUCACUGUCAGAGGAGUCAGCAAUAAAGUAUUUUAAUGCGGUGGCAGGGGCAUUAGGGAAGAGUGGUUUUAUUUUUUUGCAGAAUGCUCUAUGGAUCACAUAGCUACAGAUUUGCACAAAUGUUUUGUUCGCUUAUUUGCACUGCUACUGGCCAUAUCAGACUUAGAGAUUUAUCAAAGGUUGAAUUGGAAUUUCCUGACAUUUUCCCCAGCAGUUCUAAUUUAAUCACAUUUAUUAACCUUUUCCUGGAAUUUCUGUACAAUUUCCUAAUUUGCCCCACUGGCUUUUUCAUCAACGCGCGAGCAAUCAAAUUCUGAUGUUUUCUGGGGGGGGGGGGGGGGGGUCAUCUCAAAAUCUAGGCUGAAUUUAAUGUAAUACAAGUCUAUGGGGUAUUUGUCUGAAUUAGAAAAAAUGUCUGUUAUUACUGCUCAGUAGUGAUGGGCGAAAUAAUUCGGCAAAAAAUAGUUGACCGGCAUAACGAGUGUAAUGCAAGUGGGGCUUGG